AAUAAAACGACUUAUUAUAAUCAUGAGUUUAUCUGAUUCAGUGUUUUCAUGACUUGGAUGUCGUGAAAUAAAGCAAAUCUGCAAUUCAACUCACAGAACUCACAGCAAUUUAUACAAGCCAGCAUCAGCUGAGGAAUAAAAAAAUAAUUUAAUUUAGCCAAUGGAAAUCAAAAGCGGUGAGCGGCCACAUGUGUUUGCUUUUUCCGGCGAAAAUAUAGACAUGAAGGAGCAUAACGGUUAGCAAACAAAAGUGGAGAUGGAGAUGGAAGACAAUCAAACCCAAAUCCAAAACCCUGAAGAUAUUGAUGCUUCCAACGGAGAUACUAUUGCACAAAACCCUAAAAGUCCUGUCUCUUCCGAUUCCGACGCCGACUCGGAGGACGAGUCCCAGCAGACUGAUGAGCUUAAAACCUUGGAAGCCGAGCUUUCCACAAACCCCUCCAACUACUACCCUCAUGUCCAAUACAUAAAGCUGUUGAGGAAAAUGGGUGAGAUAGAGAAGCUGAGACAAGCGAGGGAAAAUAUGAAUGCCGUAUUUCCAUUGACCCCUGCAAUGUGGCAGGAAUGGGCUAAAGAUGAAGCCUCUCUUUCUAUUGGGGCUGAGGUUUUUUCAGUGGUUGAGAAGCUUUAUGAGCGAGGAGUAUUGGAUUAUCUGUCUAUCCCUCUUUGGUGUGACUACUUGAAUUAUAUACAAGAAUAUAAUCCUUCAGUGCGUGAAUGUUCUUCUGAUGGCAUUUCGAAAGCCAGAAAUAUUUUUGAGCGUGCUCUAACUGCUGCUGGUUUGCAUGUUGCUGAAGGCCAUAAAAUAUGGGAAAGCUACAGGGAAUUUGAGCAGGCUCUUUUAUGUACCAUUGAAGAGGCUGACACCAAGGCAAAGGAAUUGCAGGUCCAGCGUAUUCGAGGCAUUUUCCACCGUCAAUUAUCUGUCCCACUUCUUAACUUGAGGUCAACAUUUCUUGCCUACAAGGCUUGGGAAGUGGAACAAGGGAAUGUUCUAGAUGCUGAAUCAAAUGACAUUGAUGGGAUUCCUUCUCAUGUUGCUUCUGCAUACCAAAAGGCCAUGGAAAUGUGUAAUGCUCGUGUUCAGCAUGAAGAACAAAUUUCUAAAGAGGAUAUAUCUGAAAUUGAAAAACUUCAAAAUUUCAUGAACUACUUAAAAUUUGAAAAGUCAGCAGGUGAUCCAGCCCAGGUUCAGGUUUUGUAUGAACGUGCUAUUACUGAAUUUCCUAUAUCAAAUGAUCUCUGGCUUGAUUAUACUCGCUAUUUGGACAGGACCUUGAAGGUAGGAAAUGUUGUCAGAGAUGUUUACAUCAGAGCCACAAGAAAUUGUCCCUGUGUUGGAGAACUUUGGGUUAGGUAUUUGCUUGCCUUGGAACGUAGCCGUGCUUCUGAAAAAGAGAUAUCCGGUGUCUUUGAAAAGUCCCUACAGUGCACUUUUUCGACACUUGAAGAGUACCUAGAUUUAUUUCUCACACGGGUAGAUAGCUUGAGGCGAAGAAUCUUGUUUGUUAAUGAAGCAGAGGAUGUCUUGGAUUAUUCAAAAAUAAGGGAAACCUUUCAGUUUGCAUCAGAUUACUUAUCACCGCAACUGAAGAAUUCGGAUGCUUUGCUGCAUCUGCAUGCUUAUUGGUCCCGUCUAGAGCUGAAUUUGGGAAAUGAUUUAGUGGCAGCCCGUGGAGUUUGGGAGAGCUUGCUUAAGAUCAGUGGUUCAAUGUUGGAAGCUUGGCAAGGUUAUAUAGCAAUGGAAAUUGAAUUGGGCCAUAUAAAGGAAGCAAGGUCCAUCUACAGAAGAUGCUAUUGUAAAAGGUUUCCUGGGACAGGUUCUGAGGACAUUUGCCAUUCUUGGUUGCGCUUUGAGAGGGAAUUUGGUACACUGGAAGAUUUUGACUAUGCUGUGCAAAAGGUUAUUCCCCGUCUGGAAGAGCUACAAUUAUAUAGGAUGCCACGGGAAUCAAAAGCAUUUGCUGCAUCAACAGAUGAGAAAGAGGAUCCCAUUAAGAAAAAUGUUCGUGAAAAGAGAAAGGAAGGUCUAGAAUCUACUGAUGAACAGUCUCCAGCAAAGUGGCAAAAACAAACAACUCAAAGCCAAAAGAAAGGGUGUGAGAAGAAUAAAGAUCAAGCACAAAUUCUAGCUGAAGUAACUGAAAAAGAAGAGGUCAAAGCCAAGGUUGAAAAGACAGACAGCAUCCAUGAAAAACAGCUGCAAGACUCUUACACUGGGAGAAACAAAGUAUAUACAGACCAAUGUACUGCAUUCAUAUCAAAUCUUAAUCUUAAGGCAAAUUGUGAAGAUUUGCACAAAUUUUUCAGUGAUGUUGGUGGGGUUAUUUCUAUUCGAAUACUGCGUGAUAAGUUUAGCGGAAAAUCCAGGGGACUGGCAUAUGUGGACUUUUCAGAUGAUGAACAUCUUGCUGCGGCCAUAUUAAAGAACAAGCAGAUGUUACUUGGGAAGAAGCUGAGCAUUGCACGGUCAGAUCCUAAACAAAACAAAAAAGGUGGUCAUAAUGUUUCAAAGCAACAUACACACACUACUGGCAUGAGUGGUAACGAUGGGGAAUCUGCAUCUAAAGUGUCGAAUGAAACUUCCAAGGGGUCCAAGGCACCAGAGCUUCCAAACUCUGCUGCUCGUAAGCAAGAUGACAACAUCCAACUCAAGGGUAAGAGCACAUUUUUAGUACCAAGAAAUGUGAUGACAAACAAACAUAAAAGUGUUGAAGAGGGGGAUGAGAAGCCAAAGUCCAAUGAUGAGUUCAGAAAAUUGUUCAUUAAAGAUUGAGGUUUGACCAUCUUACAACUGCAACCAAAGGAGUUGAUGGAAAAAUUGUUCCUUCAAAUAUUUUUGGUAUGAGCAUAUAAAAGAAGUAAAUACAUGUUUUCGGAGAAGAAAUAGUUUUCCUACCUUGCUCAGGUAAAAAAAAAAAUCUCUUCGGCUGUGAAGCCCACCGUUCUAAUAAAGAACUGGUCUUCUGGGAUUGUGUUGUUUGUAGGAUAAUCCUAUUUCUUGUUAUGAAAUAUGUCUAAUAUGCUUGAUGUUGAAUGUCUUGACCAACCCUGUAGCUUUCCGUCUUCUUUUUCCUUUUUCAUUCUAUUUCCCAUGUAUUGCUUGCUCUUGUUUGACGAGCAGUUUUCUGCAUCAUGUCUUCUAUUUUAUCUAUUUAUCCUGCCAGAUGUAAAAAUGCCUUAGGUUUAAAAUUUUGUUGUGUCUAUGGCAGUACAAAAAAAUUGCAGCAUGACAAGGAUUAUAUGCUUAUUAUAAUAUGCAUUUUGAUUUCA
Hevea brasiliensis (rubber tree) is the source of this 3273-nucleotide messenger RNA. RefSeq lists its product as uncharacterized. NCBI's taxonomy places the organism in Eukaryota, Viridiplantae, Streptophyta, Magnoliopsida, Malpighiales, Euphorbiaceae. The coding region runs from base 257 to 2776 and encodes 839 amino acids. The record is from RefSeq and is a predicted model, not a curated record. The transcript is spliced from 17 exons. Gene Ontology annotation, molecular function: protein binding; RNA binding. Gene Ontology annotation, biological process: RNA processing.